AACUCACUAAGUAUAAAUUCUCUCCUUCAUUUUCUUUUAAAAAAAUAAAUAAAUAAACACACAAUCCCUCCACCUUCCUCCUUUUAAUAUUUAAUUCUUUCCUUCAUUUUCAAUUAUAGCAUUUUGCGAUGAUGGAAAACAAAAUGUUGUUUUCAAAGCUUCCAAUUUUCAUUGCACUCUUCAUUCUUCUCUCUCUGUCCCCAACACCAGCUUUCGCGGCCAUAAAGUCAUAUGUUGUGUACAUGGGAGGUCAUUCACAUGAUGGUCGAAAAAUGACAGAGGAAGUUCUCGAUAAGGUCACAGAUUCUCACUACCAAUUUCUUGGAUCAUUCCUCGGAAGUACACAGAAAGCCAAAGAUUCCAUAUUUUACUCAUAUAGAGGAUACAUCAAUGGAUUUGCCGCAGUGCUUGACGAGGAGCAGGUGACUAAAAUUUCAAAGGAUCCAAAGGUUGUUUCUGUUUUUGAAAAUAAAAUGAGACAGUUGCACACAACAAAGUCUUGGAAUUUUCUUUCACUAGAAAAUAACGAUGGUUCUGUUGACUCGAAUUCCUUGUGGAAGAAGGCUAGGUAUGGAGAAGACAUCAUUAUAGGAAAUCUUGACACUGGUGUGACGCCUGAAUUAGAGAGCUUUAGUGACAAAGGAUAUGGACCCGUUCCAAAAAAAUGGAAUGGAAUAUGUCAAAAUGACACCAAAGGUCCAUUCCCUUGCAAUAAAAAACUUAUCGGAGCUAGGUACUUUUACAAAGGAUUUGUUGCUAAUAAGAAGAUUAAAGACCGUUCCAAUUUCACUGCCCGAGACUCGGAUGGCCACGGAACUCAUACACUAUCAACGGCAGGUGGGAACUUUGUCCCCGGAGCAAAUGUACUCGGCUCUGGCAAUGGAAUUGCAAAAGGUGGUGCACCUAGAGCCCGAGUGGCUGCAUAUAAGGUAUGCUGGGAGGGAGGAUGCCCUGACGCGGACAUCCUCAAAGCCAUUGAUCAGGCCAUACGUGACGGCGUUGACGUGAUUUCAGCAUCGCUUGGUGGAAACCCCAAUGACUACUUCGAUGACUCCCUUUCAAUCGGGUCAUUCCAUGCUGCUAAGCAUGGCAUAGUAUUCGUGGUUUCAGCCGGGAAUGCUGGACCCACAGAUGGUACUGUCUCCAAUGUUGCGCCCUGGUUGCUAACCGUUGGAGCGAGCACCAUGGAUCGUAACCUUUUUGUUGACGUUGAGCUUGCUAAUGGAGUGCGCCUCAAGGGAGUCGGUGUUUUUAAACCAGUGCGACAAGAAAGACCCAUUCUGAUUCUUACCGGGGCACAGGCUAAAGCUGCCAAGGCUAUUACAACAGAAGCUAUGCUGUGUAAGGAGGGGACGCUGGAUCCUCAGAAGGUUAAGGGUAAGAUCGUGGUGUGUCUUAGGGGUGAUAACGCGAGAGCGGACAAGAGUUUUCAGGCUGCUCGUGCAGGUGCUGUGGGAAUGAUUCUUUGCAACGAUAAGAUAGAUGGUAAUGAAAUCGUAACUGACGCUCACAUCAUUCCGUCUUCACAUGUCAAUUACACAGCUGGUCUUGCUCUUUUUGCCUUCAUCAACUCUACCAAGGAUCCGCAGGCUACUAUUAAGGAUACAAUAACACAACUCUACACAAAACCUGCUCCAGUCAUGGCUGCUUUCUCCUCCAAGGGUCCAAACACUGUUACACCAGAGAUCCUCAAGCCUGAUAUCACUGCACCAGGAGUAAGUGUGCUAGCUGCAUAUGGAUUACAUGUAGAAGAGUUUGAUAAGCAAACCAUUUUUCCCUUUAACUUUGAAUCUGGAACAUCCAUGUCUUGUCCUCAUGUUUCUGGUAUUGCCGCCCUUCUCAAAGCAAUCCACCCUGAUUGGAGUCCCGCUGCUAUUAGAUCCGCAAUCAUGACCACCGCAAGCACAAUAGACAACACUGGCAGUCCAAUCUUAAAUGGUUCUAAUGUGAAGGCAACACCAUUCAGUUACGGUGCUGGACACGUACAGCCAAACCUUGCUGCAGAACCUGGCUUGGUUUAUGACUUGAAAAUUAAGGAUUACAACAACUUCCUUUGUGCACUUGGAUAUGAAAAAAGUAAGACUCAGCCAUUUUCGAAGGCUCUUGUAUGUCCGGAAUCUACCAAUCCUCUCAGUAUCUUAAACCUAAACUAUCCUUCAAUAACUGUCCCCAAACUCUCCGGCUCAGUCACCGUGAAUCGAACACUGAAGAAUGUUGGCCCACCGGGCGUCUAUAAAGCUCGUGUUCUUUCACCACAGGGAUUUUCAGUUAUAGUUAAACCAGAUGUUAUGAAAUUUAAGAAGCCUGGUGAACAAAUCACAUUUUAUGUGACAUUGAAAGAAGAUCAGAAAACGAAAAAACCUGGUAAUUACAAAGGCUAUUCAUUUGGACAGUUAAUAUGGUCAGAUGGAGUACAUAAAGUCAGGAGUUCGAUUGUCGUUGCUGUAAAUGCCCCUGAAACCACCGACGAACUUUAACUCUACCCUCAUAUGACUUGGUCGUUAUAGAUAUAAACCAAGUGAUUUGAAUAAAACAAUUAAACAUGGUGAUGCAGAGCAUUCGAAGCUACACUCGAUUAGACGGCUACCCUAAAGGGUUGCAAUCAAAUAAGGAUGUUAUGGCUGCGGCAUUAAUGUUUUUGCAGAGAUUUUUUGUAUUUUGAAGAGAGAUUGUGUUUUCUUAGUUAUAAAGUUCUCUUAGAUAUUUUGUACUUCGUUAGUUGUUAUGGAAGCUUAUGAAUGAAAGAAGCUUUAUUAAGGGAGCUUAGUCAUAAAGGAUAUUUGUAUUUCUUUAGCGGUUAAGGAAA
Molecule: messenger RNA, 2806 nt
Organism: Cornus florida
Lineage: Eukaryota; Viridiplantae; Streptophyta; Magnoliopsida; Cornales; Cornaceae
Product: subtilisin-like protease SBT5.4
Exons: 11
Coding region: 129-2477 (782 amino acids)
Biological process (GO): proteolysis
Molecular function (GO): serine-type endopeptidase activity
Source: RefSeq, a predicted model, not a curated record